Molecule: messenger RNA, 1005 nt
Organism: Candida dubliniensis CD36
Lineage: Eukaryota; Fungi; Ascomycota; Pichiomycetes; Serinales; Debaryomycetaceae
Exons: 1
Coding region: 1-1005 (334 amino acids)
Source: RefSeq, a predicted model, not a curated record
AUGUCUUUAGUCUUUCCCAAACUAUCAUUUAAAGAAUGGUAUCAAGUAUUUUAUGGAUUUUGGCCAAGUAAUCCUCAUUUUACCGAAAAGGAUAUUUCUUCAGAUACUUUAAAAGACAAAGUAGUUGUGAUUACGGGUGGUAAUAGUGGAAUUGGUUAUGAAACAGCUAAACUAUUAGCUGGGAGUACUGAGGCACGAAUUUAUAUAUGGGCAAGAAAUAAACAAAAAUCACUUGAAGCUAUAGAUAAAAUCAAAUUGGAAGUGGCUGAGGAAUAUCUGAAGAAUGUUGGAGAUAAUUUACAAUUUAUUCAAGUUGAUUUAAGUGAUUUGAACUCAAUUAAACCAGCUGUCGCAGAGUUCUUGCAACGUGAACACCGAUUGGACAUCAUUUACCAUAAUGCAGGUGUUAUGGAAUCGCCACCCGAUCAGAAGACAAAACAGGACUAUCAGAUGGAGUUAGGGGUGAAUUGCAUUGGUCCUCAAUUAUUGCAAACUUUACUUGAUCCAUUAUUCAGAAAGACUGCUGAAAAGAAUCCCCCAAACUUGUCAAGAAUUGUUUGGGUUAGUUCAACUGCUCAUAUGUUUUCACCUAUUGGUGGUAUGUAUUUACAAGACCCGGAGUUCAAAUCUGUCGAUGUAGGGUUGAAGAGAAAGUAUGAUCAAAGUAAGGCAAUUAAUUUGAUACAAGCAAGACAAUGGAAUAUCCAUUAUCCAGAUACAAAUGCAAUAAGUCUUUCAUUGUGUCCAGGAUAUCUAAAAACAGGAAUCCAGCGACAUCUCACCGGGUUAAAAAAAAUGGCAUAUGAUUUGUUUUUCCAUGACCAGAAAAUGGGGGCCUAUACUUUACUCUUUGCUGGAUUGUCUCCUGAAAUAACGAAUAAAAACAAAGGAGAUCAUGUCAUAUCAUUUGGGAAAUUGGGGUUGAUUCGACAAGACUUGAAAGACGAUAAGCAUGGGAAGAAGGUAUGGGACUAUUUACAGGAUCAAAUUAAACUGUACGUAUAA